Messenger RNA from Mizuhopecten yessoensis (Yesso scallop), 1524 nucleotides. RefSeq lists its product as uncharacterized. Bases 277 to 1455 code for a protein of 392 amino acids. NCBI's taxonomy places the organism in Eukaryota, Metazoa, Mollusca, Bivalvia, Pectinida, Pectinidae. The record is from RefSeq and is a predicted model, not a curated record. The transcript has 13 exons.
CUUAGUAACCUGUCUGGCGAUCUACUGUUUAUCGACCGAGCAGAUUGGGGAUAAGAUGGAGGCGAUGGUUGUCGCAAUCUUCAGAUAGGACCCUAUAGAUAGAAUAAGAAGAGGUUUUAUCAUUUAAACAGCAGGACAUUUUUCCCAUGGAGUUAUUAUAGGAUGGCAUAAACACCGAAUAAGGAUAAAAGUUUACGUUGUGAAUGUGUGAUUUUAAUUUUAAUUUCAAAAUAAGAGGAUUGUAUCUUGGAUAUUUAAACAGAAAGAUUCGUCAGGAUGCCCCUGCGGGACACGUACAAGGUCCAGCUCAAGCGGGUGAAGGAUGGGAUUGAGAAGGAACGUGUCAAGAUCCCUAGAGCGCCACCGAAAGAGGGUUAUAAGCCAUUUAUAUGGAACAGUUUAGAGGGAUACUAUGACACGUCCGUACCUGAUUACGUCAUCAACUGUCCGAAGGAGGACAUGCACCCGCAGGUACCGUACAGCUGGGUGGACAAGGAAUUUGAUGACUCCCUGAUCGAUGUGUCAACAAGGAAGACCACACUGAGGCUGGUGGACCCCCUGGAGGACUUCAACAUGGCCAGGGAGAUCCUCCCGAAACUACGUGACAGUCGACCGUCAACGAAAAACUCCAACUUCCGGUCAAGCCAGAGGGGAGACAGACCGCCGACCAAUGAUUCGGCCGAUAGACAGAGGAUUUGGGAAAACAUGAAUUUGAGAUUGCCGAAGGUUUCCCCAGAAAGAGGAAGAGAUACCGGUCGUCCUAUGCAAAACGGUGAGGAGGAUGCCCAAGGUCAAAGUCGACGACCGCAAUCUUACAGCACACUAACAGAGGAAAAUGUAAAUGGGACAAAUGUACAACAGGAGAAUAGUAAGAAGGAACCAGAAACAAAAAUAAAACUACCAAGAAAUCUAUCGGCUAAUUCAAAACGCCGCGAGAGAAGCCCGUACCGGACCGCUUAUAACGAGGCUGCCCUUCGGACGUCCAUCUCACAACAUCAUAGUAGGCAUGCGCAUAGACAGAAAUCCUCCAAGACAUAUUCAUCAAGGGGGAGUUAUUCUCCUGAGAGAGGGAGAAUUCUACUUCCGGAGAUCCAUAAAGUAGAAUUUGAUGUCGUAAACGACAAUGCUACAAAAGAGUUCCCUUACAGUGGAGUGCCGCGUUUCAGGGAGAAGAUGCAUCAACAGUAUGACAUCGACUCUCCCAAACGAGUGGACGAGGACUACAAGAAAACGAAGAAGGACUUCUACUUAAUGAAACUACACAAAUUAUCGGAAGUUCAUCCCUCAAACAGAGCGGGCAUGCGCAAAGCCUACUUUGCCUACCUUCAGAAUAACCCCGGAGCCAAAAAGGCCGUUAAAGAUUGUGUAGAUCAACUUGUAUCAGACGAUCCUCAUUUAAAAAAUACAACUCCGAGAACCUCUUCCACCUCACCAGUUCGUACAGGUGUAAACUGAGGAGAACAAUAACUUCCCCCUCACCAGUUCGUACAGGUGUAAACUGAGGCGAACAAUACCUUCCACCUC